ACAAAAUGUCUGCGCCCAUGAAUUUCAUUUCCAGUAAAUCAGCUGGCCUAAUUGAACGAGACACAAAUGGAGAUGUUUUAUGGACCUGGUCAUAUCCAAAUGUUUCAGAAGAAGAAAGAAACUUUUUUCUUCAGAAGAGUCAGUUGACCAUGUCCACAGAUGGAAUAAUUCCUUUCAUAUAUAGUCAAUGGAGAAGAAAUUGGUAUUACAUAAAGACAUAUCAAGUAACAGAGGAGGAUCAUUUAUCAAGAGUUACUCAUUUUUCACUAGUCCUGGUAACAAAAGACUUCAAUCCUGAAAAAUAUGAAGUACUCUGUAAGAUUUUAUGCAUGAAAUACAGAAAAACAGGAAAUCCAGCAUCCAUGUUAGAGCUAUACUUACAUGUUUUAACAAGAGGAUCAUGUGCAACUGAUGAAAAUGGUCGAUUUUCUGUUAGAGAUUUUGAUGUUAAAAGAGCUUUUAUCAAUUCAAAAAUAAAAGACAUAGUAACCACAUUUGGAUUAGAAACAAUACUCAUAUACACAGCAUUAUUAUUAAAGAAAAGAAUAGCAGUCUAUUACCCUCAGAACCAGUUAGAAGAUUUAUUACAGUUUAUUAGGUCAUUGCCUGCCUUUGUAUGGCAUAGACAGAACUGGGAUAUAGCAUAUCCUUAUGUAGAGCUUGAUUCUACGGAAUUGGAAGAUUUAUCCCAGAAAAAUAGUUUUGUAGCAGGUUUUACAGAUGCUUCUAUAGAAGGAAGGACAGAUUUAUAUGAUAUAUUUGUUAAUCCUUCGACCAGUCAGAUAACUACAGCCACUCAUGCCAAAGAAUCAUUUGCAAUGGGAAAACUACACAAAGAUACAGCUAUGUUUAUGGUACAGUGUGCUGAAAAAGAAGAUGUAACAGAUGAACAGCUAAUUAAGGAAAUAGCUUCCAAAACCAGAGAAUUAAUUAACAACUUAAAAUCCUUAUCAGUGACAGGGGAAGACAGUAAACAAUAUAUAACAAUAGAAGUAUUAAGAGAAAGAAAGAUGACUCCAGCCACAGAAAAUUUCCUUUUUAGUUUAGCAGCUUGCGAAGGACUGGUGCAAAUGUGAAUAACUUUAUGUAGAAAAAUAACCAAAGGAUGCCAAAAUUAUUUCAAUGCUUCCUUUUUUUAACAAUCUUCCAUGUGUUUUAAAAUGUAGUAUAGAAUGUUCCAACUAUACUUUAUUUUAAUUUAAAAUAAAAAACACUUUUAUAAUGAAUGGAAAUUUAUGUUUGAUAGAUCCAAAAUAAGCUUCUGUAUUUAUUUGCAUUUAGAUCAGAUUUUUAAAAUAAAAUUGUACUGCAUUCAAUCAAAACUCAAAUUUUUUGUGUUUUUUUUUCAGCUUUGAAAGUAAGAAGGCAUACUGUCCUUUUUUUUCAGUACGUUCACACUUUGUGAUAUGUACUGCUGAAUCCUAUAGUUAAAGUUAUUUUUCUAAGACUUGUUCUCAUGCCAAAAAAAUGAAAUUGAAAACUGUUAUGAUUGAUAUAGAUUUUAACUAAAAUGUGCAAAGUUUAUAAAGAAAUAACAUGUUUUUGUCAUUAAACCAAAGACUUUUAUAUUACUUUAUCCUUUGUUGAUAUCUUUAAAUAAAAAUACAGAAAAUCUAUUGAUUUUAUUCGAAGAAUUAAUGAUUUAAUUUGGGGAAAUAACUUAGCUAAGAUUUAAAAUAGUUGUACUGUAAAUUCAUUUAUUUUAUUACAUAGUAAGACAAUGAGAUGGAUAUACCAUUUUUUAAAUUUUAUGAAAGUAUGUUAUAAGGACAACCUUUUUGUAUUUUAUUGAAAAAUAUCUUAUACAUAUUUUUUGGGUAAGUUAUAUUUUCUUUUCUCCUGUUGUAUCUAAGCCAAAUAUAUUAAAAAAAUGCCCAACCUGUAGUGUAAAAACAUUUUUGUCUCGCCUUGACGGAGUCAAAAAGCGAGACAUAGGUAUGCUGUUUCCGGCGGCGUCAACAAUGUAUUAGUUUGUGAUUAGGUCUAGUUCAUGGUGAACCACUAGUGGUAGGUCACUAAGGUCAAUGAUAUUUGGUAUGCAGUUGUAUUAGCAUUGGCACAUCUCAUUACCAUGGAGAUUAUUUGGCCCCUCCCCCUCAGUCAAGGUCUAUUGACUUUGAAACUUUUCAUAGUUUACAUGUAUUAGUUUGUGAUUAGGUCAAUUUAUGGGGAACCACUAGUGGUAGGUCAAUGAUAUUUGGUAUGCAGUUGUAUAAGCAUUGGCAUAUCUCAUUUCCAUGGAGAUUAUUUGGCUGCGCCCCCUUAGUCAUGGUCUAUAGACUUUAAAAACUUUGCUACGUUAACAUGUAUUAGUUUGUGAUUAGGUCAGUUCAAGGGGAACCAUUAAUGGUAGGCCAAUGUUAAUUGGUGUUCAGCUGUAUAAGCAUUAGCACAUCUCAUUUCCAUGGAGAAUAUUUGGCCCUGCCCCCUCAGUCAUGGUCUAUUUACUUUGAAACUUUUGCUUAGUUUACAUGUAUUAGUUUGUGAUUAGAUCAGUUUAAGAUGAACUGCUUAUGUUAAGUCAAUGAUAUUUGGUAUGCAAAUUUAUUGGCAUUUGAAAGUAUCGUUAUCAUGGAGAUUAUAUAGCCCCACCCCUGAUCAUGGUUCAUUGACUUUGAAACUUUUACAUAGUUUACAAGUUAUUGUUUGUGUUUAGGUUUGUUUAAAGGGAACGACUUAUAAUAAGUCAAUGGUAUUUGGUAUGCAGUUGUAUUAGCAUUGGCACAUCUCAUUCCAUGGAGAUUGUUUAGCCAUGUACAUGUACCUUCAGUCAUGGUUCAUCGACUUUGAAUAUUUGCAUAACUUACAUGUUAAAAGUAUUGCUAUUUUAAUUUCAACAUUUGCAUUAUCAAAAUUACAAAAAGGCGAGACAUAUCUCUGUGAUAACAGUUUAUCUUUUUUAGUUUUUGAAAAUAGCAUGAUGUAAACUACAUUUUUUGUUUAUACUCCUACAUUUUUAACGGGUUUUACCAAAACAAAAAUUUUGUUAUCAAAAUGGUAAAGUACAACUGGUGUGUGGGCAGUGUGCGUUCAGAUGCCAACAGUUUCCAUGCAAUAACUUAUGAAUGGUUCAAUCAAUGGUUUUCAAAUUUUAAUAUGUUGUUACUGAUGAUACAAUGGAGGUCCUUGAUAUAUUAGAAAAUGGAACUUUAUGUUGUUUCUGUGCAAUAACUUAUGAACCAUUCCACCAAUACUUUUUAAAUUUUAAUAUGUUGUUACUGAUGACAAAAUUGAGGUCAAUUUCAAUAUUGAAGAUUUCCACUUUUACUAUGAAGUAGAAAUGGUCCUAUAUAUAUUGAAAAAUAGAACUUUAUGUCGAUUCCGGGCAAUUGCUUAUGAACUAUUCAAUCAAUACUUUUCAAAUUUUAAUAUGUUGUUUCUGAUGACGAAAUGGAGGUGAAAUUUGAAAUUCACAAUUUUCAAUUUUCCUGUUCAGGAGUUAUAUUCCUUAAUAUAUUGAAAAUAGGCACAGAAAGCGGCAGGUGAAACACUCCUGAAAGCACCUUCAAAAUACUGAAAACCUGGUUAGCGGUCAAUUUGACAGCUCAUAUCUUGUUUUUUUAUAUUCCCAUACUACCUUAUGCAUGUGAGAUCUAUUAGCAUUGUGUAAAAUGUAAUUAAGUUGUAUAACCACCUCAAAUAUUUGUAUGUUAUUGUUACAAAGAUUAUAAAUAUUGAUUGUUAGUUAAUAUGUUAAAAAAAUAUUAUAUGUAUGUUAUUUAUUGAUGUAUCUUUUAUGAAAUAUUAAAAAACUAUGUUAUUACACCAUAUUGAUUAAAAUUACACAUUUUGAA
Messenger RNA from Mytilus californianus (California mussel), 3794 nucleotides. RefSeq names its product DENN domain-containing protein 10-like. Lineage: Eukaryota; Metazoa; Mollusca; Bivalvia; Mytilida; Mytilidae. Gene Ontology annotation, molecular function: small GTPase binding; guanyl-nucleotide exchange factor activity. The transcript is spliced from 8 exons. The coding region runs from base 6 to 1076 and encodes 356 amino acids. Gene Ontology annotation, biological process: protein transport; regulation of early endosome to late endosome transport. Gene Ontology annotation, cellular component: late endosome. The record is from RefSeq and is a predicted model, not a curated record.